Molecule: messenger RNA, 2854 nt
Organism: Pieris brassicae (large cabbage white)
Lineage: Eukaryota; Metazoa; Arthropoda; Insecta; Lepidoptera; Pieridae
Product: histone acetyltransferase KAT6A-like
Exons: 5
Coding region: 269-2797 (842 amino acids)
Source: RefSeq, a predicted model, not a curated record
AUUAAUUAAUUAUUUAUGUAACUACUUAUUACCGUACAUUUUUAAAGGUGAAUUUUAAAUUUUCUGAACGACUGUUUCAUCGGUUGAUGGUCUUGACAGCUAGUUGAAGAUUUAUAAUUUUUUUUACAAACCGUGCAGGCCAAGAAAGGGAAAAAAAAAAUUGACUUGACAGGUAGUUCGAUACUCGGUCCUCGUCGAUUCGAGGGAAAAUAUAAACAAGUAAUAAAUUCUUCUAUUUUUUUAUUAUAUAUUUUAUAUAAAAAAUAGCAUGAAGCGUGUAAAAAAACAUAGGAUCAAACGGGAAAUCCCAGAAUCGUCCCAAAUAAGAAACGAAGAGCACGAUUUAGCGUAUUACAUACAUGAUAGAGUCGAGCUGAUGCAUCAGGUUUUUUCGGUUUUGAAACACAAAGAGCUAAGAGCAAUGGCACCGGAGUGUAUCCGACAUAUAUCCCUUGAUGAUUUGCAGGAGCUGUGUACUGAAGAGCUUCUUGGUAUUAGUUCAAAACGUCUUUGUGCCAUCUUAGAUGGAGCUGAUCCUCCUUCCAACACAGAAUCUUCUAGCUCAUCUCCAGAGAGGUUUGAGACCAUAUCCCUGGACAGCAUCUCCUCAGAUGAAGAAAUAUUAAGUCAAGGUAGCUCUAAGAAAAAUAAAAAACAUAAACAUCACCGCCACUCUAAGUCCAAGCAUAAAGAUAAGCAUAAAGAGUCACAGAAACCUGAUGAAGAUGAGAAUAAUAAGGCAUCUCGAGCUGGUCUCACUGUUUUAGAGCUAUUAGAGUUGCAGGCCCGAGCCAGGGCCAUUCGGGCACAGCUACAACAACAUCAAGCUUUAGUACCUGCAGAGCAAACAGAAAAUCAAGCUUCAUCAUCAAGUGAUGACGACGAGGUGGUGAUUAAAGAAGAGGCUCCUGAGGUUGUAGAGAUCAGCAGUGAAGAUGAAAAGCCAAGUGCACAGGAGUUACAAAGAAUAGUAGAAAGUGCUAAAGCCAAGGAUACACCAGUCGAAGAAAAUACCAAUACCGUAACAAAAAGAAUUAAUGAUCUUAUUAUAACUGUACCUCAAACAAAAGCAACUAGAAAAAUUAAACUUAACAGACCUAAAUUGACUAAAAAAGAUGACAUAGUCUCAAAAGAAAAAGUGACAGAACCACCCAAAACAGUUUCUUUACCAACUGGCAAAGAUAUAGCAAAGGACAAAAAGAAAAAGAAACAAAAGAAAAAAGAUAAAAAAAAGGAUGGCAGUGAUCACGACGAAAUUACAUUACAACUAUCAGACUCCGAAAAGAUGGAUCUUUUAGAAGACUUUGAUAGAAACAGAACUUCAAGUGAAGAUUCUGAGAGUAGUUCAGAAACAAGUCAAUCAAGUUCAAUGUGUAAUGAUAAAUAUUCUAAAAAGACAAAUAAAACAACUAACUCCAGUCAUCUUAAUAUGAAAGCGCCUAGAAGUCAAUCUAUUGAAAAUGAUGCUACCAUUCUUGACCAAAGUAAAACAAUGGAAGAAGCAAAAGAAAUACCAGAAAAGGAUAAGAGAUCUGAAGAUAAAAGCAAAACUACGAGGGAAAACAAAUCUGAAACAGAAGUUUCGGAGUCUUGUGAGGAUGACAGCAUGGCGGUUGAAGAACCCGAAAUUACAUUUGUUAAUCAAGAAAAAGAAGCCGUUGCAGGCGUAAGCGGUAAUGAAAAUAUUGAAAAUGUUUCCACUGAAAUUGAGAAAGAAAUUUUAGAUAAAAUUAAUGCCAAGGAAUGCCAAGCUACGCAAAACCAUGAAAUUGUGGCAUCUGUAAGUGAGAAUAAAAAUAGUAUUAUUCAAAAUAAAGAAUGUCAAAUAUCGAAUGGUGUAGCAAAAACAUUAGAACUAGAAGAGACAAAUAGCGCUGAAGAUGGGGAAAUAGUAAACAGGAAUUUGUCCGAUGGCGAAAUAUCCGAGCGCAGCAUCGCCGAGCAAAGUAUUGAAACUGAAGUAGUUUGCAUUUCUGAUGAAGAGAGUAAAAGUAAAAAGAAAAAGAAGAAAGAUAAGAAAUCGAAAAAAAGUAAGAAGUCGGAUUUUCGCGAAAGCGCUGACCAAAACUUUUAUAAAAUACAGACAACUGACAAUAUCGAGGCUAAAAGUGCAGUUGUUCAUAAAUCGAACAUAAAGGAGAUAUUAGAUACAGAUGAAUCUAUAGAUGAUGUUUUUGAAUAUUUAGAACUAUCUGACGAUUCUUCUUGUUUUGAAGUGGAAGGAAUUUCUAUUUUAUCAAAAGAACCAACUGCAAAAGAAAUUCUUGCUCUCUCAGCUAAGAUAGAUGAUAUAAAAAGAGAAGAUGUGAUCACUGAAGAGGAGAUACGAGAAUACGAGAGAUUAGAACAAGAAAGAAAUGAAUUUGAAGAAGUUGAAAAUAUCUCGUGGAAGGACAGAUAUUUAGAGAGUAAAAAAGUUAAAUCUGUUCUAUCCACAGCCAAUAUUCUUAAUGCAAUGAGAAAAAAGAAUAAAAAAUUAAAGAAACACAUAGAAGAAACGAAAAAUCAUCUACUAGAAGUAACCACCGAAACUCCUUUGUUAGCUAGAAAUGAUCAAUUAAUAGAAGGAUCUAUUCAGCACUAUAACACAUUACAAGGAUCUACGAAAUUUGUUGACCCUGUUAAGGAAGACAAGGUCGUCACUGAAAAAGUUUCUAAAGAAAUGGAGAAAGAUGCUAAGCAAUUAUUAAAAAUGUAUAAAAAAUUAUUGAAAUACAACAAUAUGAAUAAAAAGAAAGAUCCAAAUAAAAAGAGAAAGAAAAACAAAGAGAAGCAUAAAGAUAAGACUAUAAGUUGAAUGAAUGGAAUUAAUAAACUUGCUUUAUUUUUUAUUUAUGCAUAUUAAAUUUAUUAC